This is a messenger RNA of Lotus japonicus, 1023 nucleotides long. RefSeq lists its product as uncharacterized. The record is from RefSeq and is a predicted model, not a curated record. The transcript has a single exon. Bases 1 to 1023 code for a protein of 340 amino acids. Gene Ontology annotation, molecular function: catalytic activity. NCBI's taxonomy places the organism in Eukaryota, Viridiplantae, Streptophyta, Magnoliopsida, Fabales, Fabaceae.
AUGAGGAUUUUAGCUUGGAACUGCCGAGGGCUUGGGAACCCGGGGGCAGUUCAAGCCGUGAAACUGCUUAUUUCUUCAGAAGUUCCCGACGUGGUUUUCCUUUCGGAGACUCGUAAAUCAGUUACGAAGAUGUUUUCUAUGAGGCGCUCUCUUGGCCUCCCUAAUUUAUUUCCUAUUGGUUGUGCAGGUAAUGGUAGAUCACGAUCAGGAGGAGUUUGUUUACUGUGGAAUGAUGAUACUAAUGUGAAGAUAACCCAUGGGUCCUUAAAUCAUAUUCUUUGUAUGGCGAAGCACUUUCAAUCCCGAAGUCAGAUGCAUAUUCUUGCAAUAUAUGGGUUCUCAGAGGCGCAGCAUAAGUUGCGCACUUGGGAACUAAUUCAGAGGCUGAAGCCACCUGAUACUACGCCUUGGGUGUGUGUUUGGGAUUUUAAUGAUGUCUUAAGUCCUUCAGACAAGCUGGGUGGUGACCCAGUUAAUGUGGCCCAUUUACAGUUAAUUGAUCAGGCGCUACAGGAUUGUGGCCUUCAGGAUGUUGGGUAUUCAGGUUACCAAUUCACUUGGUCUAAUAAGAGAAGUAUUCCUAAUUUGAUUGAGGAGCGCUUGGAUUAUGCUCUGAUGAAUGAUAGUUGGAAGGCCCUGUGGCCUGUUAUGGAGGUGUUUCACUUAACCCGUCUCAGUUCAGAUCAUAACCCUAUCUUGGUGUCGUGUGGAUCCACUAAGCGGGAAGUUUUCAGAAAGCAGAAGAGAUUGUUUAGGUUUGAAGAGGUACGACUUCAUGACAGUGAGGAGUGUGCAGAGAUAGUGGCCGAGGUAUGGUCGAAUGGUUUUCAGGAUGUAAACAGUAAGAUAACAAAUGUGGGGAAAUCUCUUCAGCUGUGGGGGCGUUUGAAGUUUGGUGCCAUUCCCAAGAAGGUUUCAGAUUUGAAAGUGAAGCUUCAGAACCUGCAAAGGAGUACCCAAACAGAUGAGGUGGUGGCAGCUAUUAGGAGUACAGAGGCUGAGUUAGAAUCUUUAUUGAAGUAG